This is a messenger RNA of Anarrhichthys ocellatus (wolf-eel), 1555 nucleotides long. It is a transcript of the gene ppt1, whose product is annotated as palmitoyl-protein thioesterase 1 (ceroid-lipofuscinosis, neuronal 1, infantile). The transcript is spliced from 10 exons. Gene Ontology annotation, biological process: receptor-mediated endocytosis; protein depalmitoylation. The record is from RefSeq and is a predicted model, not a curated record. The coding region runs from base 307 to 1218 and encodes 303 amino acids. Gene Ontology annotation, molecular function: palmitoyl-(protein) hydrolase activity. NCBI's taxonomy places the organism in Eukaryota, Metazoa, Chordata, Actinopteri, Perciformes, Anarhichadidae. Gene Ontology annotation, cellular component: lysosome.
ACGAGCUAGCAUGGCUAGCUAAUUAGCUAGCAGCUGUAAGCGCGGUGUUUAUACGUUAAAAUGCCACGUCAGGCCGUAACGUCACCGCCCGGGAUUGAAGACAAAAGUUACCAAGAGGUUAAAUAACCAUAAUAUCGGAAAAGAUAUAAUUAAUUCAGACUAGAAAACAGACAGGAUUACUACAACAAGACGACUCACAAGUUAGACAUUUCCGCCUCUGAAAUCUGAUUGGCUGUUGGCUCAAAGCAAAGUCACGUGACAAAACGACACCACAAUAGAAGCAGGAAGAACACAAACGGAUUCAGGAUGACAGCGGCCCUCCUGUAUUUCCUCCUGGCUGGUCCAGUGCUGCUGGUCGCUGGCAGCCCAGUUUAUAACUCCAACAACGUGACCGUACCACUGGUGAUGUGGCAUGGGAUGGGCGACAGCUGUUGUAACCCGCUCAGCAUGGGGGCGAUAAAGAAGAUGAUCGAGGAGGAGAUCUCUGGCAUUUACGUGCUCUCGCUGGAGAUCGGGAAGACUGUCAUUGAGGACACAAAAAAUGGCUUUUUCAUGGAUGUGAAUGAGCAGGUGUCCAUGGUGUGCAGUCAGCUGGCCCAGGACCCAAAGUUGAAGGGAGGAUACAAUGCCAUGGGCUUCUCCCAGGGGGCACAAUUUCUAAGAGCUGUGGCUCAGCGCUGUCCCUCUCCACCAAUGAAAAACCUGAUCUCCGUUGGGGGCCAGCACCAAGGAGUGUACGGGCUGCCCAAGUGUCCCGGAGAGAGCUCCCACAUCUGUGACAUGAUACGCCAUGCUCUGAACAGUGGAGCUUACACCGACUUGGUUCAAAAACACCUGGUGCAGGCCCAGUACUGGCACGACCCCUUAAACGACGACCUGUACAAGAAGCACAGCCUCUUCCUGGCCGACGUCAACCAGGAGAGGGCUGUAAAUGAGACGUACAGGAAGAAUCUUCAGUUGCUGGACAAGUUCGUCAUGGUCAAGUUCCUGCAGGACACGGUAGUGGAUCCCGUCGAUACAGAGUGGUUCGGCUUCCUGAAAACUGGCCAGGCCAAAGAGACCGAAACUCUGCAGGAGAGCGCUCUCUACAAAGAGGACCGUCUGGGCCUGGCAGCGAUGGAAAAAGCUGGAAAGCUAGCUUUUCUGGAAUGCAACGGAGAUCACCUGCAGUUCGGUAGAGAGUGGUUCAAGGCAAACCUGCUGCCUUAUUUGCACUAAAUAUAAUAGACUACUACAACUAUUUUGUUUCAGCAGCAAUAUAAUGCCAGUCAAAAGCUUGAUAACUUGUGCUGGGAUGCAGAAAGCACACAAUUCAUUCCUUUAGCACUGAUCACUUGUAGCAUGUGGAUGUUUGGUGACGGUAACUUCAGCAGAUAAUUUGUUGAACUGCAUUGCUAACACGGCUAUUUCCACUGUUGGGUGUUAUGAGGUCAAAUUGUCAGAAAUGUUUAAUCGAGACUUUUUUUAAAAUAAAUUAUUCUGUUCUAAUGUACAUCAUUUAAAUGCUUCUGUACACAUUACAUUUUUAAUCCAAUAAAGGCAAACAGAGACUUUA